Amoebophrya sp. A25 is the source of this 1346-nucleotide messenger RNA. NCBI's taxonomy places the organism in Eukaryota, Dinophyceae, Syndiniales, Amoebophryaceae. The record is from the annotation of a GenBank genome assembly.
AAAACAACUGAGAGGUCUUCUUGCGGUAUCGGAAGAAGAAAAAGCCUGCCAAGAUGAACGUGUCACAACUGUUCAAGAACGUGGCCAACCUCCCCUUUUAGACCAAUUACUAGCCUUGCCGUUGCCACGACUAGAAGGGAGACUUCUAGACUUUGCGAAAAAACUAGAGGAUGACUCUAUUCUUCUACCUGAGCCGGUGGAAGCGGAUUUUGUGACGGGUUUCAAGCAAAGACGCAGCUUGCAGAUGGCAGAGCAAUUGAUCUCUAAAGUUUACUGUCGUCCUGGGGAGAGCGCUGGCAGAAAGGACAAUGUAAAUGACUUUUGCAGACGACGAUAUGAGCAGGUCAUCGAUGAGCCCAACCCAAACCCGACCACAAGCCCCACAGCAACAUCAUCAGAGUACACUAUCCCACUCGACGAAUCUCUGACCAACGACCUUCUCCAUAUGCUGAGAUCCGAAGAGGCAGAGAAGCAGAUCUGGAAAGAAAAUGUACGCCAAGGAGUCGACUCAAACGGUUAUGCGGUUCUCAAACUGCCUCAUUGUUUGGGAGCAGAGCAAAGGCUUCGAGGGCGCGUGUUUCUGCUGUGCGAGAAGAUAUUGAGAAAAGCGUUGGCUCUGGCUGGGAAGAAGGGAGAGAAGGUAGAAGGAGAUGAGCGGAUUCUAGGAGAUUCCGAAAGUCGAAGAUCUACCAGUCCCGGCAGUAGUCCUGGCAGUGGAACACCAGUUUCUUUGAAGGAUACACCAGACAUAUCAAGAUCAAGUAGCUGCAGUCCGGUGGUAGAAGUCGACGCAGAGGACGGAUGUGAAGCUGAAGGGAUGUCAUCUUCUUCCUCCAGCCGCGCUCUUGCUCUCAGCACACCUUCAAGUGUAAUCCCUUCUUCACCGAACGAUGCAGAGUUCAUUUUCACUGCCAUUGCCUUGACGAAGAACUUUAAGGGCUCGCCUCACAUAGACCAGAACGAUCGCGGACCCCAGUAUGUCUUCAGUAUUGGCAGUUACAAACCAAUAGGUGUUGAUGUUGUAGGAAAAAAAAGUGGUGGCAGCAUCCUGCGUGGUGCUCUCUGUGUUGAGAGCGAAGAUUGUUGUACGGUUCACAUAGUGCCAACGAAAAACCGAUUGGCGAAAGUUGACGGGCGGUAUCCACACUGGGUGUCUUACUGGGGUGGUAAUACGACUAGUGCUGGAGAAGUAGAAGCAGAAGAUCGUUAUUCUGUUGUCUUUUAUCGUAGCACCGGCGAAGUAGAUCCACUUGGAAAAGCUUUGCUAACACCAUAAGAUACGACCGCAAUGUUGACGCCCUAGAAUGCGAUCCUCCUAAUUUAUUACCUUCGACAAAGAAAAAGAU